Botrytis deweyae is the source of this 3033-nucleotide messenger RNA. RefSeq lists its product as uncharacterized. The transcript has 3 exons. The record is from RefSeq and is a predicted model, not a curated record. The coding region runs from base 1 to 3033 and encodes 1010 amino acids. Gene Ontology annotation, molecular function: protein binding. NCBI's taxonomy places the organism in Eukaryota, Fungi, Ascomycota, Leotiomycetes, Helotiales, Sclerotiniaceae.
AUGGAAGCGAUAGGGACAAUCAGCAACAUUGCUGGCAUUUUGUCCGCCGGAAUACAAGUUUGCGAGGGGCUAAUCAAUUACUAUAAUACCUGGAAAGGUAGUAAAAAGGAGAAUGCCGACAUGAUUAAGUCUAUCGAAGGCCUUUUGACGAACUUUGCGCUACUGAAAGCAGUCUUACAAAGUCCAGCUUUCGAUAAGGCAAUGACGACAACUGUGGAGUCUAAGAUUUUGGACUGUGAAGACAGUAUCGCAGAGUUGGGUGAUGAAUUGAAGAAGGUCAUGGUCUGCAAACCUUCUGUCGUAAAUGUAGAUGAUUUGGUCGCGAGAAAAAAUCAUGACAACCAGGGCUUUAGGGACAAGAUGACAGAACAGGGAAGAAGAAUUUUAUAUCCAUUCAGAAAAAGUACAUUGAUGAGGUUGCAAGAGAGCGUCGAACACGUGAGGAGUAACCUGGUUUUUGCUAUGGAUAUUUUGAAUUUGUCUACGGUAUCGACGACUGCAGAGAAAGUCGUCGAUAUUUCGAACCAAGUUACAACGAUUAGUGACAGUGUAGACGCUAUUAUCACUCAACAGAUGGAUAAAGAGAGUUUAAAGGUUCUCAAAUGGUUAUCAGCAAUAGAUUGCCAUUCCAAGCAACGCGAAAUAUUAAGCCGAAGACAGGAGGGCACCGGAGAAUGGCUUUUCAAAAGCCAAGAAUACCAAAAUUGGCUAGGUGGAAAGGAUAGGUUACUGUGGUGCUCAGGCCCCCCCGGAGCCGGCAAAACAGUCCUUACUUCCGCCAUUGUUGAUGAUUUGGAAACAAGAUUUUCAGUAUCGAAUGUUGGAAUAGCAUUCAUAUAUUGCAACUACGCAGAGAAAAUAAGCAUCGCCGAAUAUCUCGCUAGCAUUAUACAGCAGCUUAUCCGACAACGAUAUGUAAUACCGGAUUACAUUCUUGAUUUAUAUCACAAACAUAGGUCUAUGGGAACCAACAUUAAUGCCGCCGAAGCUGUUCACUUGCUGCACAUAUUAGCAUCCGAGUUUCCUCGUUUGUAUAUAGUUGUUGAUGCCCUAGACGAGUGCGAGGAAACAAAGAAAACAAGGACGAAUCUCAUUCGGCAAUUACAGAAUUUGCCCUCAAAUGCACAUCUCCUCCUUACUUCACGUCGCCUAGGAGAUAUCGAAGAGAAGCUAUCUGAUCAUCCGCACCUCGAGAUUCGAGCUAGUGAUGAUGAUGUUCGUGUGUAUUUGGAGGCACGAAUAGAUAUGGAGGAGAACAUCUUAAAAUUCUGCAAGAAAGACCCGACGAUACGAAAAACAAUCGUCGGAAAAAUUGCCGAAAAAGCUCAUGGAAUGUUCCUCCUCGCCCAUAUGCACAUGGAAGCUAUAGCUUCAGAACUGAAGAUCAGUCGUGUUAGAAAAGCAUUGACAGUUCUACCAGAAAUCAUUUACAAAACUUAUGACGAUGCCAUGAAAAGAAUCAUGGAGGGGCAAGAGACGAAUCGCAAAAUCUUGGCCAUGAAUAUUUUGAUGUGGCUCUCUUGUGCAAAAAAGCCUCUGACUGUGAGUGAGCUGCAGCAUGCUGUGGCUAUCAUGGAACUCGGCCCUGAUGAGAGCGAAUUAGAUGAAGAUGAUUUUUACGAUCAAGAUUUGCUUUUGACAGUCUGUGCUGGUCUCGUGGUGAUCGACCCAGAGAGCGGUGUUAUCCGUUUGUGUCAUUUUACUCUCCAGGAAUACUUUGAGCGCCAUCGUGAAAAGUUUUUUCCUAAUUCUGGUGUGUUGAUUACUCAAGCUUGCAUCAGAUAUUUGUCCUUGGACAACUUCAUAGAGCCCGAAAGUCCAGAUCGCGAGACAAUCAAGACUCGACUCAAGGAGUAUCCCUUAUUAUCAUAUGCGAGCCAAUAUCUCGGUGUACAUGCUCAAGGUGCAGCGGAAAUAGAUCUCAUGGAUGAUAUCCUACAUUUCCUCAAUCAGAAAACACUCGUUAAUAGCGCAUCUGCUGCUAUGAUACCUUUCAGCAUACGACAUACGAUCGAAUUCCCUCCUCCAAUUGUCGCUGCGGCUAUGUUCGGUUUGCCAACAAUCGUCGGCGAAUUGCUUAAGAGAGGAGCAGAUAUUGAAGCAGUCUGCCCAAAGGACUUCACACCUUUAUUGAUUGCAGCGGAGUUAGGUCACUUCCCUGUAGUUCAACUCCUUAUCAAUUCCAAAGCAAACCUUUUUGCUAAAGAUUAUCGACAAGAAAAUGCUCUCCACAAAGCUGCGCGAAAGGGAAAUGUAGAGAUUGUAAAGCAACUCGUUUCUGUCCAACCGUCUCUAAUCGAAAUUCCAUAUGAAGAGCAUUUCAACAAAACAGCACUCCAUAUCGCCAUUGAUCGCCGGCACGAAGGAGUUAUCAGAGCUUUGAUAGAAGCUGGAGCCGAUGUCAACGCAUCAGAUGAAUUGAGUUUGACUCCAUUAAUGAAAGUGGUAGUAGAUAAUCUUCCAGAUGCCAUUGAUCUGCUUAUUGAAAAGGGAGCACAUGUUGAUGCGAAAGGUUUUCGCGAACAUGCUGCCUUAUCUAUGGCAGCAAACGCAGGAAACAUUGUGGCCGUUAAAAAGUUGCUAGCAGCAGGAGCUGAAGUUGAUGCUGGCAAAGAUACUUACUCUGGUACUGCAUUGGUUCGUGCCGCCAGUUCAGGUCACAAGAAUGAUACCCUUGUUGCCAAGGAACUCAUUCUGCAUGGUGCGGAUGUGAAUGCGGUAUGUAAUGGAGAAACAGUACUCAUGCAUUCUGCUUUACAUCCUUCUGUCAUGAAGCUGUUAAUAGAGGCCGGUGCUAAUAUCGAAGCAAAGGAUGCUGAGGGCGAAACUGCGUUACAUAAGGCUGCAAAGGUUGGCCGUGAUGAUAGUGUUCAAGCUCUCAUUGAAGCGGGUGCUAAUCUCCAUGUGAAGACUUUCGAAGGAAACACAGCUUUAUCUUUGGCUAGGCAAUUAAGAAAUAGAGGUCCGCAUCCAGAAGUCAUUGCUUUGUUGAAAGGGGCGAUGAAAAUGAAUCCUCUUGGUACUGUUACUUAA